CGCUGCCCUCAUCAUGGCAUCUGCUCUCACCGUCCUCCUCCUCGGCUGCUGUCUGGCCGGGCACAGCGGGGUGUGGGGACAGCCCAGCUACCCCAAACCCACCAUCUCUGGUAUCCCCAGCGCGGGGGUUUCCUUGGAGGGAUCCGUGGGCAUCUGGUGUAAGAGGCAGCACCAGGAUGUGCGGUUCAUGCUGUAUAAAGAUGGACGCCACAUCCAAAGUGUGGAUGCGAACUCACAGGCUCUGUUUCUCAUCAACGUGAGCCGGGAGCAAGGCGGGAACUACAGCUGCUCCUAUCGCAGCAGAUCGGAGCCGUUCACAAUGUCAGACCCCAGUGACCCCGUGGAGCUGGUGGUGAGAGAUCCCAGUUUACCCGGACCCUCCAUCUCUCUGAGCCCCACUGGGGUCGUGGCCUCAGGGGCAGACGUCACCAUCCGGUGUCAGGGGCAGCGCCGGGACGUGAGGUUCUUUGUGCACAAGGCUGAAGACCGGAACCCGCAGCAAAACAUGGACCCUGCUGGGGAUGGGGCCGAGUUCCACAUGCCCAGUGUGGGCCGGCAGCACGGAGGGAGCUACAGCUGCAGCUACCGGCGCCCAUCAGAGCCCUUCGUCUCCUCGCAGCCCAGCGACACCGUGGAGCUGGUGGUAGUAGAUCCCAGCUUACCCAGACCCAACAUCACCCUGAGCCCCACUGGGGUCACCCCCACAGAGGCAGACGUCACCAUCCGGUGUCAGGGGCAGCGCCGGGACGUGAGGUUCUUCCUGCACAAGGCUGGAGACCUGAACCCGCAGCGACACAUGGACCCUGCUGGGGCCGGGGCCGAGUUCCGCAUCCCCAGCGUGGGCCGGCAGCACGGAGGGAGCUACAGCUGCAGCUACCGUCCCCAGUCACAGCCCUUCAUCUCCUCGCUGCCCAGUGACCCCGUGGAGCUGGAGGUGGCAGAGCCCACUCUGCCCGAGCCCUCCAUCAGCCCCAGCGGGGAGGUCUCCCUGGGGGGAUCUGUGUCCGUCCUGUGUCAGGGGCUGCACCCAGGCGUGCGGUUCGUGCUGAAUAAAGGGAGACGCCAUGUUGCACACGUGGAUACGGAGAAGUUGGAGUUUGUGUUUCCCAUCAACAACGUGCAGCGGGAGCAGGGCGGGAACUACAGCUGCUCCCAUCACAGCAGAUCGUUCACCGAGUGGAGCGACUCCGUGGAGCUGGUGGUGAGAGGAUAAGGACCAGCCCCGAGACAGAGCAGAUGAGACCCCAGCUCUGCUCCCCACCCUGAUCUACCUGCGCUAGGAUUCAGGACUCCUGCUUUCUCUCCCCCGCUCAGGGAGGGGAGUGGGAUCUAAUGGGUAGAUAAGGGGGGCUGGGAGUCAGGACUCCUGGGUUCUCUCCCCGGCUCGGGAUGGGAAGUGGUGUCUAGUAGUUACAACCGGGUGGUGAGGAGGUUUUAAUGUUGUACUUUUUAGUUAGGUUGAUUCUCAUUAGUUGAUAAUCAUGAAAAACGGUUAAUUGGCAACUCAAUAGAGUCUUUAUGCUAAAUCUGGUGCUUUUUCUGUUGCUAACCAUGAUGGCAAACUAUAGCUGUGCACAUUGAUUUCAGCAGUUCUAUGGAGUAAUUUACAUUUCUUCUAAUUUUUACAUUUUGAUUAUGUUGGAAAAUGGCAAAUGAGUCAUUUAUUUCCUAGAUGAUGAUGAUGGUUUUUUACUUCUGAUUUGUCCAAGCUCUGUUUGGAUGGAAAUUCAAAUGCACAGAAACAGCAUUUUCAAUAUGUUUAUUAAUUAAAUAAAAUGUCAAAGUCAGACUCAGGA
This is a messenger RNA of Mauremys mutica (yellowpond turtle), 1796 nucleotides long. Its product is annotated as immunoglobulin superfamily member 1-like. The transcript has 7 exons. The coding region runs from base 14 to 1213 and encodes 399 amino acids. Lineage: Eukaryota; Metazoa; Chordata; Testudines; Geoemydidae. The record is from RefSeq and is a predicted model, not a curated record.